AUGAGAUCCCCUUUCCUAAGAACAACCGACACCGCGAUUGGUAUAGCAGAAGGAAUAGCAGCCGGUUCUAAAAAAUCUGAUGCCGCUGAAAAUAUUAAAAGACCUUUUGAUAUUAAAUUAUGCAUAGAUCCUUCAUUAUCCGAAUGGCAUACAAGUAUUUAUUUCUCAAAUCCUGUACCUAAUAGUAUCGUUACCUUACGAUUUGACGAAUUACACCAAUCAUUUAAAAAUGAAGAACAAAAAGAACAAAAAUCAUUUGAAGUCGAUUGGAGUUAUAAACCAGUUUCUUCCGAAUUACCAAAAUAUCCCGAGGGAAUACAAGAUGUAUUAACAAGGUGUACCUCGUCCAUGGAACAUAUUCUUGAACCUUAUGUUAAAGAUAUAUCAUUAAAUAAUAACAAAGAUAAAGAUAUUGUUUUGAUUAUUGUGACUCAUGGUUGGUGUUUUAAUGUGAUUCAAGAAGCAUGUGCUAAAACUUCAAAUUGGAAAAAUGCUGAAUAUUGUGCUGUUACUCGAGCUCGAUGGAUACCUAAAUCAGAAAAUGAUAAUAAUGCCGUCCAAAUCAUUAUUACUGAAGAUGAAGAUGAUAAUAAAAAUGUAAGACACGAUAAACCAAAACUUGAAGCUUUAACUAAAUACGGUGAAUUCGAUUUAGAUAUUAUUUCUACAACAAACCAUCUAAAAGGAUUGUCAACGAAUGAUGAAAAUGAUUGA
This is a messenger RNA of Entrophospora sp. SA101, 714 nucleotides long. The record is from the annotation of a GenBank genome assembly. Lineage: Eukaryota; Fungi; Glomeromycota; Glomeromycetes; Entrophosporales; Entrophosporaceae.